Messenger RNA from Notothenia coriiceps (black rockcod), 3553 nucleotides. It is a transcript of the gene epn1a, whose product is annotated as epsin 1a. NCBI's taxonomy places the organism in Eukaryota, Metazoa, Chordata, Actinopteri, Perciformes, Nototheniidae. The record is from RefSeq and is a predicted model, not a curated record. Gene Ontology annotation, molecular function: clathrin binding; phospholipid binding. Gene Ontology annotation, biological process: endocytosis. Bases 284 to 2185 code for a protein of 633 amino acids. Gene Ontology annotation, cellular component: plasma membrane; clathrin vesicle coat; endosome. The transcript has 13 exons.
GGGGGUGCGGUCUUUCCUGUAGCCGAGAACGGAAGCGGAAAUUCGGCCAUCUCCUCGUACAUUCAAGCUACAACAGGUUUUCAUCUCCCUACGGCCCAAGGUUUUGGGACCAAAUGUUGUCACAGGAAGAAAAAGGCAAACUGAGACAUAGCACUCCGUGAAUGAGUGGCUCACAGUCACAAGCCAGAAAAACGAAAAGAAAGCAAGAGGAGAGCCCCUCAUUCUGCAUCCUUCUUGUGUAACAGUUCAGAUUGCAGCAGGACUCGGCGGCCAGACCGUUGCCAUGUCGACCUCAUCGCUACGGCGACAAGUAAAGAACAUCGUCCACAACUAUUCAGAGGCUGAAAUCAAGGUUAGAGAGGCGACGUCCAAUGACCCCUGGGGCCCCAGCAGCUCUCUGAUGUCAGAGAUUGCUGAUCUGACCUACAAUGUUGUGGCCUUCUCGGAAAUCAUGAGCAUGGUGUGGAAGCGCCUCAAUGACCACGGCAAGAACUGGAGACAUGUGUACAAGGCUAUGACUCUUAUGGAGUACCUGAUCAAGACGGGUUCAGAACGUGUUGCUCAACAGUGCCGAGAGAACAUAUACGCAGUCCAGACCCUCAAGGAUUUCCAGUUUAUAGACAGAGACGGCAAAGACCAGGGGGUAAAUGUUAGAGAGAAAGCCAAACAGCUGGUGACACUGCUAAAAGAUGAAGAGAGACUAAGAGAGGAAAGGAUCCACGCCCUCAAAACCAAAGAGAAGAUGGCACAAACCUCCAGUGGUGAGAUUGCCUCCUCAGCUCCCUCAGCACCCAGCUUGGGAGGCAGCCUGUCAGCGGGCUCCCACUCUGGGGGGGCCGACCCUGAGCAGGCGUGGCCCCAGAGCACUGGAGAGGAAGAUCUGCAACUCCAGCUGGCUCUGGCCAUGAGUAAAGAAGAGGCAGAGCAGACUAACAAGGACCCUCUGGAGGACGCAGAGCUCAGCUAUGCUAUCACGCUCAGCAAAGAUGCGCAACAAAAGGAAGAGCGACUGCGCAGAGGAGACGACCUGAGACUGCAGAUGGCCCUGGAGGAGAGCAGGAGGGAAAAGAAGAAACCGGAGGAGGUGUGUGUUCAAAGUGUCUCUACGUCUCUCACUCUCCUGACAUUACCUCCUCUAUCUGUGUCUCUCUCAGUCCCCCCAAAUGAUUGUAACUGUUGUGUUAAUGGUGGUUUAGACCGUCCCUUGAGGUUAUCCCCCUUACUCCCCACCUCCGGCUCCCCAGGCGUCUCCGAGUUUCCCGGGGGCCGUCGUGGGGCGCCGUGGGGGUCCCGCAGCUCGGACGUGGAGUCGGGAGCUGUGACCCCCCCCAGUGCCGAUCCCUGGGGCCCCCCGGUGCCACCCAGCACAUCCUCCUCGGGGGGGCCCGUAGACCCCUGGGCAGGUGAAGGGGCUCUCCCUGCCUCUGACCUUAUAACCUCCGACAUCUGGAGUGGCACCGCCCUACACACAAACGGCACAGGAGACCCGGAGCGACGGGGGUCCCCGGCAAUAGGCUGUAACAGCACAGGCUCUCCGGUGCCCUUUGACCUGUCAUCUCUUGGUUCUUCACUUCCUGUUCGUAAGACUCCCGAGUCCUUCCUCGGCCCCAACGCAGCGCUGGUGGAUCUCGACUCUCUCUUGUCAUCUAAACCCAAACCCAAACAGCCACCGCCCCCUUCCAUCUCUUCCUCUUCAGCGCACAACCCCUUCCUCCAGAACACAGGCUCAUCUCCUGCUCCUGGCAUGGCAGUGACUCCAGGCAGCACCAUUUCCAGUCGGGGGGUUUCUCCAAUACCUGCCUGCUCCAACCCGUUUGGCGUGGCCCCCCCCAUGAGCUCCAUCUCACCUCAGCCCUCCUCACUUGGCCUGAGCCUCCGCUCCAGUCCUGUGCCCCUCAACCCCAUGCUGAGCAUGAUGCAACCAGGAAUGGGCAUGGGGCCAAUGACUGUGGGUAUGGGGGCUCCAGGGAUGGGCAUGGGCAUGAUGCAGGCCAGCCCCAUGGGCAUGCCCUUCAGCGGCCUCUCGCCUAUGGCCCCCCCAGGCUCGGUUUUUAUGGGGCACGGAGGCGGACCACCUCCUCAGCUGAUUUUGGGUGGGCCAAGUGGAUCCGGAGUGAUGGGGGCAGGAGGGUCAGUGGGAGGCGGAGGAACGACGGGAGCGAGCACCAACCCUUUCCUUCUUUGAGGAAGUGUCACCACUACUUUGCUCACCAGUUUCAACCUCCCCUGUCGUACCUGCUGCCCCCUUCACCCCCACCCCCUCAACACAGUUUGUGUCCAAAAAGAAAAAUGUGUACAUUUCUAUAUUUAAAGAAAAAAACUAAAAAUUUAAAAAUUAUGUUUAUCUUUUCCUUCAAAAGCAUUAUUUCAUUUCAGAAUAAUUUUCCACAUUUAGUUUCUUUCAUUACAGUAUGGGUUGUUUGUGGGCGGGAAAUAGAGAUCUAUUUAUUUUAGUUUUAAUCCUGUGCCGUUCUGUAGCGUUCUUCAUGUUGUGUUAUUUUCAGUCCUGUCUUGAGAUGAAGGUAAGUCUGUGAGCAGAGGCGUUUUCAGUAGUAUCACUCUGUAAUGUUACUGCACUGAGAGAGAGCUGGAGAGAGAGCAGACAUAGCCACUAACAAACUGAGAAACUGUUGCACCUCUCUCUCUCAAUAGAAUGAAGAUAAACACUGAAUCACUAAAAGGAAAAAUGUGCAUGAAGGAUGAUUUUUAAUUAACUCCAAUACAGACUGGAAAUCCUGCAUUAGCAUUUCAGGCACAAUGUGGUCAAAUUGUUUCAACUCUUUUACUUUUAAUUUAAUAUUAAAUGUAAUUUAUUUUGUUUCCAAUUUUUGGGAACAAAUUAACAAGAAAAUCACACGAUGAUGCCAUUUAAAUCAAAUGCUUAUUUUUUCCCUUCAUAUUAUUGGAGAAAACUAAAGAGAGCUCUGACCUCUGUGGUCUGAUGGGCGAAGUGAUGGGAUGUUUGUUGAAUGUGUGUGUUUGCAGCCAGGUGCGAAUGAGAAAAUGAAUGCUCAUUUGUGAGUAUGCAAUAGUGCAAAUGCCUGUUUCUGUGUAUAUGUGUCAAUAUCUGUCUCCAUUCUUAUUUCAGUGACUCAGAAAGAAAGAAAUGACAUCCAUUAUUUUUGUUUUAAAAAAUUGUCACUUGUAUUAAUACUAUGUAAUGUUGGGAUUUCAGAUGAGGUAUAAGGGUCACACAUUUCUCUGCCAAUCAUAUUUCACUUUUUUGUUUGUUAAUCAGAAGCAUUAGUUUUUCCAAUCACACAUUUCAUAUGGGACCCCUGGUGUCCAGGUGUCCCAGAGCUACACUGUCCACCCGUUUCAGCCCUGUCUUCGGAGAGGGAGAGUACUGAUGCUUCUUAAAAAAAAGACAAUUAUUUCAAUGAAUGAAAGAAAAAAACUUGGACUUGACGACAUGCUCCAUGCUGUUCUUUUAAUUUAGUUUGAAUUAAUUGUUAUUUUAUAUCAACAAGAAAAAUAUCUUUUAUUGGGUAAGGUUGACUUUUGUGUGGUGAUGACUGAACAUUCACAUUUGAAAAGUAAAAUGGAAAAAAAA